AUGGAAUAUGUCACAACUUGUAUCAGUCAAUUUCCUGAUGAAUAUUUUGGUAGUGACAUUAAAUAUUUAACUCAGAGAAUUAAAGAAUCAAUUGAAAAGACAUUUUUUAAUGGAUAUCCAUUCCAGGUUUGUAAAGGAAUAAUUCAUCAAAAUGAUUAUUUAGUUUUAUAUAUUCAAAAACCAGAAAACGGGAAAGCUGUGAAAUAUUUUAUAAAGAAUCGAUCAUUACAAAUACUUCAAUACCAAUAUGAGAAAGGGUGGGUUUUAAAUGUAGAUCCUCAAAUAAAAAAAGUCCUCAGAAGUGACGCACCAUACGGGUUUAUUUCAAAAUUUAUUGAAAUUAAAAAAUAA
Messenger RNA from Entamoeba dispar SAW760, 351 nucleotides. RefSeq lists its product as uncharacterized. The record is from RefSeq and is a predicted model, not a curated record. Bases 1 to 351 code for a protein of 116 amino acids. Lineage: Eukaryota; Evosea; Mastigamoebida; Endamoebidae. The transcript has a single exon.